CAAACAAUUAGAGGCUCAAAAAUUUGAUGUAGAUGAAUUAUUUCAAUUUACCAUGAAGAAAAAUUGGAAGGAAGUGCUGAGAAUAUGCAAGAGCUACCCUUCGGCUGCUUGCAACGCUAAGCUAACUAAAUCAGAAGAGACAGCUCUGCACAUUGCUGUCUCAAGUUACCAUGUAGGUGAAAAGGAAGCUCAUGCACUUGCAGCAACCAUAGGGCAACUGGUAGAAUCACUACCAGUGGGCCAGGCAGUCGAGAUCCUUAAAGCGCAAAACGACAAAGGAGACACAGCUCUCCAUCUAGCUGCAGCACUUGGCAGUGUCACAAUCUGUGAUUGUAUAGCCAGGAACCGCAAUCAGAUUUAUCGCGAGCUCAUCAUGAUCCGCAAUCGGAAGGGCGAAACACCAAUGUUCUUGGCAGCUCAUCACGGCCAUAUGGAAGCUUUUCAACUGCUUCAUCAGCUCUACAAUGGGAAUGCAAGCGAACCAGAUUAUUCACUCGGUAGAAGGAAUGAUGGGGAUACCAUUCUGCACUCUGCCAUAUCUGGGGAAUACUUUGCAUUGGCAGACCUGAUAAGUAUCAAAUACCGCAAGCUUGUCAAUUCUGUCAAUGAGGAAGGCUUUUCUCCUCUCCACAUCCUAGCCAGGAAGCCAAAUGUAUUUGAGAGCAGCAGCAAUCUUCGACUCUGUGAUCGAAUGCUCUAUCGCUGUGUAUAUGUCCCUGAGGUUAAGAACCGUCAAUCCAGAAGAGGAGACCGGAGAAGUUUAGAGGCGACCGGAGAGCACUAUCCCAAGAACUACCAGACGUGUGUGAACUUCAUUCGUCUAAUUUCGACUGCAUUCUGGCUAAUUGCUCCUCUUGGGAAAGGUCAAGAUCAAGGUCAAGGUCCAGGUACAGAAGAUCCAGAAGAGGGAAAAAUGGAAGGUCAAGCUUCUCGUGGAGAAGAUUCUGAUUCCAGACAACCGGGCAGUACAGAAGACAGAGAAAUUCCAAUAGAGGGAAAUCAAGGAAAAGAGCUCAAUGAUGAGAACACGUUUCCACCUAACUAUGCUACCUGCAUUCAGUUGUUCAAAUUUGCAAUCAACCUUGCACUAAUUAUUUUCGGAAUCGGCAUUUGGAAGAUCAGCAAGAUUGCGGAGAAGAAACAGAGGCACAAUAGGGCUGUUCGGAUGAUGGAUAAAUUGAUUGAGAAAGAAUCACGAUAUAAGUACAGUCACGAUGGGCAAAAUCCCAUAAAUGCUGCAGAACCGAUGUAUGAAGGAAGGUUUGUCGUUCCAAAAGCAGCACCAGAAACACCUGAUACUCCUUCAAGCUCGAAAGACAACAUCCCUGCAAGCAAAUCCAAAGACAAGAAAAACAAAAUUGAGAGUAAACCAGAAGCCAACCCCAAGGACGCUAAGGAGACAUCAAUAUUACUUGCAGCAAAGAUGGGUAUAUCAGAAAUGGUGGAAAAAAUCCUGAAAACCUUUCCAGUGGCCAUUCAAGACUUGGAUGCAAAUGGGAAGAAUGCCCUGCUCUUGACCGUUGAGAACAGGCAAAUCAAGGUGUUUGAUUUAUUAAUGACAAUGAAACUCCCGGAAUUUGUCCUUUAUCAAGUUGACAAAGAAGGAAACAGUGCAAUGCAUCUCGCUGCAAAGUUUCAAGAACACCAACCUUGGCGAAUUCCAGGUGCUGCAUUGCAGAUGCAGUGGGAAAUCAAGUGGUUUAAGCAUGUCAAGCACUCCAUGCCGCCACAAUGUUUCAUCCAGUACAACAAGAAAGGUGAGACUGCAGGAAAAAUUUUCAUGAAGACACAUGAAAAACUAGUAGAAGAUGGAAGUAAGUGGAUGAUCAAAACCUCCGAAUCAUGCUCUCUGGUGGCAGCACUCAUUGCAACAGUGGCAUUUGCUACCUCAUCAACAAUUCCAGGUGGUCCUGAUCAAAAGUCUGGUCAUCCAGUUCUCGAAAAACAACCUGCAUUCAAUGUUUUUUCUGUUGCUUCACUUGUUGCUCUCUGCUUCUCUGUGACUGCCCUGGUGUUUUUUCUAGCUAUCCUUACCUCAAGAUGCCAGCAAAAGGACUUCAAAAAGAGUUUGCCAUGGAAGCUUUUAUUUGGAUUAAGCUCACUAUUCACCUCCAUAUCUGCAGUACUGGUCUCGUUCUGUGCAGGACAUUUCUUCAUGCUCAGCGAUCAAAUCCAUAGGGCAGCACUUCCCCUCUAUGCUGUAGCAUGUCUACCAAUAACCUUUUUUGCUUUUGCACAGCUACCAUUAUACUUCGAUCUGUUAUGGUCAAUCAUCCGAAAGGUUCCUGUUCGUAGCUACAAGGUAUACUACCACUAGUGUUUUCCUGGCUAAUCUCCUUAAAGUUUUUUUUCAGUUUUAAGGACAUAACUGUUACUUUUGGAGCUUGGGUUCUGUUUUUGCUCUGAUUAUUUUGGAGCAAUAGUUUCGUGUACAUUUUGUUUUUCAGUAUUUGAUGUGUUUGAUGUACUUGGAUAA
Messenger RNA from Coffea eugenioides, 2476 nucleotides. RefSeq lists its product as uncharacterized. NCBI's taxonomy places the organism in Eukaryota, Viridiplantae, Streptophyta, Magnoliopsida, Gentianales, Rubiaceae. The transcript is spliced from 9 exons. The record is from RefSeq and is a predicted model, not a curated record. The coding region runs from base 53 to 2317 and encodes 754 amino acids. Gene Ontology annotation, molecular function: protein binding.